Messenger RNA from Spirodela intermedia, 1245 nucleotides. The record is from the annotation of a GenBank genome assembly. NCBI's taxonomy places the organism in Eukaryota, Viridiplantae, Streptophyta, Magnoliopsida, Alismatales, Araceae.
AUGCUCCUGGAGGAACAAGACCAGCGAGCUGCUCCGCCGGAGCCCGGCGCCUUCCAGCUGCUACUGAGGCUGCAGGAGGAGCGCCUCCGCCGCCCGCCGGUGUACCAUCCGCCGCCACCGCCGCCGCCGUGGGGCGGCGAGGAGUGGCCCCCCGAAGCCGAGCCUUGGUGCCGGGAGCUGGACAGCUGCGUCACCCACACAUCGGAGUCGAUGUCCAAGCAGGAGCCCAGCGGCGCCGCCGCCGCCGCUGCGAAGACCGUCGCCACCGGCGGCGCCGCCGUGGUGGGAAAGAGAGAAGGGCCGGCGGCGGCGAAGAGGAAGCGGAAGAGAUUGCGACGGACCGCGAGGAACGUGGAGGAGGUAGAGAGCCAGAGGAUGACGCACAUUGCGGUGGAGCGCAACCGCCGGCGGCUUAUGAACGACCACCUCACCUCCCUGCGUUCCCUCAUGCCCCCCUCGUUCGUCCAACGCGUACGUCAACGCCAUCGCCCGUUUGGUCAACGUCUCUCGUGAUUUUUACGUACCGGGCGGUUGUGGUUGGGUUGACUGGUUUCACCUCUCAGGGAGACCAGGCUUCGAUCGUGGGCGGCGCCAUUGACUUUGUUAAAGAGCUGGAGCAGCUGCUCCAGUCGCUCCAGGCUGAGAAGCAGCGGCGCUCGAGAUGGAGCGGCGGCGGCGGCGGCGGCGGCGGCGCCUCCACCGCCCCUUUCCGCGACUUCUUCGCUUCGCCGCAGUACACGACGUACACGUCACCGUUUCCCGCUGCCACCUCGCCGGCGUCGUUAUCUUCAUCGGCGUCGUCCCCCUUCGGUGCUUCGAAGGCAGAGGAGGAAGAACCCGCCGAGGGGUGCUACGGCGGCGGCGUCGCCGCCGGCGGGCGGAGGACCACGGCGGUGGCGGACGUGGAGGCCACGGUGGUGCAGGCCCACGUGAACCUUAGAGUGCUGACGCAGCGGCGGCCGGCGCAGCUUCUGAGGGCCGUGGCGGCGCUGGAGGAGCUCCAUCUGACGGUGCUCCAUCUCAACGUCACCUCCCUCGACGACUCCGUCUUCUACUGCUUCAACCUAAAGGUAAGCAAAACCCUAAUCCACCGCCAUGAUUGUACAGAAGUAGUAAGAAAAACCUUCGCCUGCUCAAGCUUUUGCCCGGGUUUGGCAGAUGGAGGAGCAGUGUGCGCUGUGCUCGGCCGACCAGAUUGCGGCGGCGGCGCAUCAGAUCUUCUCCUUCAUCAACUCCUCGUGCUGA